Molecule: messenger RNA, 3020 nt
Organism: Talpa occidentalis (Iberian mole)
Lineage: Eukaryota; Metazoa; Chordata; Mammalia; Eulipotyphla; Talpidae
Gene: DYNC1I1
Product: dynein cytoplasmic 1 intermediate chain 1
Exons: 18
Coding region: 263-2182 (639 amino acids)
Biological process (GO): transport along microtubule
Cellular component (GO): cytoplasmic dynein complex
Molecular function (GO): dynein light chain binding; dynein heavy chain binding
Source: RefSeq, a predicted model, not a curated record
UAAGGCUAACCAGCUCGGUCAGCCUGAAAACAAAAUUUCAUUCACCUGAGGCCUCACUUGCCCCAGCUUAAAUAGGACCCAGUCAACCCCUCCACGUAGUCUGAUCCCAGAACCAGUGCUGCUCUGACCAGGUCCAGGCCCGGUCCAGACAAAAAUAUGCUCAAAUACAGUCUGAAAGCAGAACUAGGACCUGAGAGAGGAUCCCCCCACCUUCAGAGACGGUGAGAAGCAGCCAGUUCAAGGAGCUCAACAGGAAACCAACAUGUCUGACAAAAGUGACUUAAAGGCUGAGCUAGAGCGCAAAAAACAGCGUUUAGCACAGAUAAGAGAAGAGAAGAAACGGAAGGAAGAAGAGAGGAAAAAGAAAGAGGCUGAUAUGCAGCAGAAGAAGGAACCUGUUCAGGACGACUCCGAUCUGGAUCGCAAACGCCGAGAGACGGAGGCCCUGUUGCAAAGCAUCGGUAUAUCGCCGGAGCCCCCUCUAGUCCCAACCCCUAUGUCUCCCUCUUCGAAAUCAGUGAGCACUCCCAGUGAAGCUGGAAGCCAAGACUCGGGUGACCUGGGACCAUUAACAAGGACCCUGCAGUGGGACACAGACCCCUCAGUGCUCCAGCUGCAGUCAGACUCAGAACUUGGACGAAGACUGCACAAACUGGGUGUGUCGAAGGUUACCCAAGUGGAUUUCCUGCCCAGGGAAGUAGUGUCCUACUCCAAGGAGACCCAGACUCCUCUGGCCACACAUCAGUCUGAAGGCACUACAGACAGACUCAGGAGCGCUGACUCUGAGGAUGAGGAAGAUGAUGAAAUGGUGGAGCCUAAAGUUGGCCAUGAUUCAGAACUGGAAAAUCAAGACAAAAAACAGGAGUUGAAGGAAGCCCCUCCAAGGGAGCUGACAGAAGAAGAAAAGCAGCAGAUCCUUCACUCAGAAGAAUUUCUCAUCUUUUUUGACCGGACAAUACGGGUCAUUGAAAGAGCACUGGCAGAAGACUCUGACAUCUUCUUUGACUAUAGCGGUCGAGAGUUAGAGGAAAAAGAUGGGGAUGUCCAGGCUGGAGCCAACCUUUCUUUUAAUCGUCAGUUCUAUGAUGAGCAUUGGUCCAAGCAUCGAGUAGUCACUUGUAUGGACUGGUCUCUCCAGUACCCUGAGCUGAUGGUCGCGUCUUACAACAACAAUGAAGAUGCCCCCCAUGAACCAGAUGGCGUGGCCUUGGUUUGGAACAUGAAGUUUAAGAAAACCACACCAGAAUACGUCUUCCACUGUCAGUCCUCUGUGAUGUCAGUCUGCUUUGCUCGUUUCCAUCCCAACUUGGUGGUUGGUGGGACCUACUCGGGCCAGAUCGUCCUGUGGGACAAUCGCAGUCAUCGAAGGACACCAGUGCAGCGGACACCCUUGUCGGCAGCUGCACACACACAUCCCGUGUACUGUGUAAAUGUUGUUGGGACCCAAAAUGCUCAUAACCUCAUCACUGUCUCCACGGAUGGAAAAAUGUGUUCCUGGAGCUUGGACAUGCUCUCAUCUCCGCAGGAGAGCAUGGAGCUGGUGUACAAUAAGUCCAAGCCUGUGGCUGUUACCGGAAUGGCUUUCCCGACAGGAGACGUCAAUAACUUUGUGGUUGGCAGUGAGGAGGGUACAGUCUACACAGCCUGUCGUCAUGGAAGCAAAGCAGGUAUCGGUGAGGUCUUUGAAGGUCACCAAGGGCCAGUGACAGGAAUUAACUGCCACAUGGCAGUGGGUCCAAUCGACUUUUCACACCUGUUUGUCACAUCAUCAUUUGACUGGACUGUCAAACUGUGGACUACAAAGCACAACAAGCCGCUCUACUCCUUUGAAGACAAUGCAGACUAUGUGUACGAUGUCAUGUGGUCCCCUGUGCAUCCCGCGCUCUUUGCCUGCGUGGACGGGAUGGGGCGCUUGGACCUCUGGAACCUCAACAAUGACACCGAGGUUCCGACAGCAAGCGUGGCCAUUGAGGGGGCGUCUGCCCUAAACCGUGUUCGAUGGGCUCAAGCCGGUAAAGAAGUUGCCGUUGGGGAUUCAGAAGGCCGUAUUUGGAUCUAUGAUGUCGGAGAGCUUGCAGUUCCCCACAAUGAUGAAUGGACCCGGUUUGCUAGAACCCUUGUGGAGAUCCGUGCUAACAGAGCUGAUAGUGAAGAAGAAGGCACUGUGGAGUUAUCUACCUAAUGGAAAUGAGUUGUGCCCACCCAGCCCCACCUUCACUGUCUUUCAGCAUUUGCAGUCAAGCCCACUUGUAGUCAGCACCCAUUCAGUAUCAGUAUUGCCAUGAGUUUUUAGGUGCCAGCUUUGUUCCAAGUAUUCCAAAUGUACCCCACCCUGCUCUCUGCUGAUCUGAAAUUCACCAGAGCAUUUCUAUCUUUAUAUUUCUGUCUCAAAAAUGUGUGUGGAAGUGGGGGGGGGGAACCUUUACGGAUUUAGUUGUUGCCUUUUAACUACUUAGUAGCUGUAUUUAAUAGCUAGAAACCUCUGGUUAAAUUUGUGCUUACAUGCACUUCUGGCAUAGUCCUAUUAAAUCCAUAUGAAGCCAGAUAUGAUUAGGUGCAGAUGUGGUGUGCUUCAUGAUAUGGUACAGGGCCAAAGACUUGAGAUGUGGUGUUUUACAUGGUGACUCACAUUAUGAAUGGAUUUACUAGAAGAACAUUGCUGCUCCUUAUUUAUUGUGGUGUGCUGCAUGGAACAUAUUUAUUUGAAAGCAUUAAAAUAAACGAUCCUAGAGCAUGUGUAUAAUGAGAGGACUGUAUUGUCUCUCUGCUGCUGUUGAGGUUACAUUAAGUUCCAAAUAACAAUUACAGUAUGCUCGUACCACUGAGGACAUGAAAUCUUUAGAGGUUUGCUGCAGUGAACGGAAUGAAUUUUAAUGCCUAUUAUUUCUAGGUACUUUAAUAAUAUUUCAAACAUAGUUGACCAUGGAUACUUGUCAUUCAAGCUAAUACAGUCCGACAAAAAUCUGUGGUUCCUAAAUAUGACACCAGUAUUGCCAAUAAAAUGUUCCAAACCAGGUUUG